Molecule: messenger RNA, 1217 nt
Organism: Schistocerca americana (American grasshopper)
Lineage: Eukaryota; Metazoa; Arthropoda; Insecta; Orthoptera; Acrididae
Product: poly [ADP-ribose] polymerase tankyrase-1-like
Exons: 3
Coding region: 1-1053 (350 amino acids)
Molecular function (GO): protein binding
Source: RefSeq, a predicted model, not a curated record
AUGUUCCAGCACGACACGCUGGAGGCCAGCUGCGGCGAGGUCAGAAUCGCGGACGUGGGGGGCCCUGUGCUGAGGCAGCUGCUGUCUUACGUGUACACCCUGCAGGCCCCCCAGCUGACCGACACGGCCCCUGAGCUGUUGGCGGCAGCCGACACAUACGGCCUGUCCGCCCUGAAGGCCGCCUGCGAACAGCAGGUGGCGGCGCAGCUGGAGGUGGAGACGGCGGCGGCUGCAGCUGUGCUGGCGGUGAGGCACUCGUGCCCCAGCCUAACUGCGGCCGCCAUCCACUUCAUAAGGGCCCACGACUACAAAGUAAUGGCGACGCAGGGCUGGGCAGACGCCGUGCUGCAGUACCCGAAAGACAUCGUCGAAGUCAGUCGGCUGCUCAGUGAGCCACCAGCAGAACCCAGCGCGCCGGCCGCCCCCGCCGCCCGGCCGCCCAGCGACAGCAGCCGGACCCCCGCCGCCGCCCCCGCCGCCCCCGCCGCCCCCGCCGCCCCCGCCGCCCGCCGAUCUCCACCGCCGCCGGACAGCGCCGCCGUCUCCCGCCUGCGGAGCCUCUCUCAACAGGAGAGAGGGAGGAGGCUGAUAGAGGCGGCCAGGCAGGGCGCGGCGGAGCAGCUGCGCGAGUUACUGGCGGCGGGGGCGGACGUGGGGGCGAGGGGGGAGGAGUUGGGGAACAGCUGGACCGCCCUGCACGUGGCAGCAGGCAGGGGUCACGUGGCGGCGGCCAGCUGCCUCGUCGGCGCCGGCGCGGAGGUCGACGCCAGGACCAGCCGGGAGCAGCAGACGCCCCUGCACUGGGCUGCACGGGGUGGCCGCGCUGGUGUGGUGCGGCUGCUGGUCGGCGCCUCUGCUGACCCCAACGCCAGGGAUCGGUGGGGGCGGACGCCGCUGCACCGGGCGGCACUGUGGGGUCACGCAGGGGCGGCGGCAGAGCUGCUCCUGGCGGGGGCGGACAGGGGGGCCCGGGAUGAGGAUGGCAGCACCCCCCUGGACCUCGCCAGGCUGAACAGAAACCAGGAGCUGGUGGAUAUGCUGACACAACGCUGACGUACGGCAUUCAGGAAGCACAAGCAGUUACACCAUAUGCGUUGGUCUUUCUAAUAAAGAAUACAAAAAAACAAUCCUUUGUUCAUUUAUUUGUACAUACCAUUUUGUGCUGCGUAUGACAACUCUGGUAACACCGGGACAACGACGAGAGAUACCUGUAAACU